AUGUGGCCGCCGAAUCUUCCAUGGAAGGUCCGACUCUUCGUCACAGCCUUCGGGUUCCUCACAGACGCUUCUUUCCGACGUAAUGGCUCCGUCAACCGCCGUUUCAUUAACCUCAUUGAUUUCAAAAUCUCCCCCUCCGACAAGCCAGUUAACGGCGUCACCACAUCCGACAUCACCGUCGACCCCUCCCGGAACCUCUGGUUCCGCUACUUCCUUCCUAGCGCCGCCGAGGCUGGCAAGAAGCUUCCCGUCACCGUCUACUUCCAUGGUGGCGGUUUCGUGAUGCUCUCCCCCAGCUCCCAGCUCUUCGACGACCUCUGCCGACGCCUCGCCAAAGAACUCCCCGCCGUCAUCGUCUCAGUCAACUACCGCCUCGCCCCGGAGCACCGCUGCCCAGCUUCGUACGAAGACGGGGUUGACGUCCUCAAAUUCCUCGAUGAAAACCCCCCGGCCAACGCCGAUCUAACCCGCUGCUACAUCGUUGGCGACAGCGCCGGAGGCAACAUCGCCCACCACGUGACCGCCAGAGCCGGGGAGCACAACUUCACGAACUUGAACAUCGCGGGAGUCAUCCCGAUACAGCCAUAUUUUGGAGGAGAAGAGAGAACAGAAUCCGAAAUUCAGCUCGCGGGAGCCCCGCUAGUGUCAGUGGAGCGCACGGACUGGUGCUGGAAGGCGUUUCUGCCGGAGGGGUCGGACCGAGACCAUCCGGCGGCGAAUGUAUUUGGGCCGAAAUCGAGCGAUGUAUCGGGGUUGAAGUUUCCGAAAAGUUUGGUGUUCAUGGGAGGGUUUGAUCCAUUAAGAGACUGGCAGGAGAGUUAUUGUGAAGGACUGAAAGGCAACGGAAAAGAAGUGAAGGUGGUUGAUUAUCCAAACGCCAUGCACUCCUUUUAUGCCUUCCCUGACCUGCCUGAAUCAACUCUAUUUAUGAGGGAGCUUCAAGAUUUCAUUUAUCCUCAAUAAUUUUUCUUUUGAUUUUGCUUCUUGGAUGAGUUUGUCUCUAGGAUCGUUUUUCCCUGUACAAUUUUUUUUUUGGGUGUGCUUCUUGGAUCAA
This is a messenger RNA of Vitis vinifera (wine grape), 1054 nucleotides long. Its product is annotated as probable carboxylesterase 18. Bases 1 to 963 code for a protein of 320 amino acids. The transcript has a single exon. Gene Ontology annotation, molecular function: carboxylic ester hydrolase activity. Gene Ontology annotation, biological process: pollen tube growth. The record is from RefSeq and is a predicted model, not a curated record. NCBI's taxonomy places the organism in Eukaryota, Viridiplantae, Streptophyta, Magnoliopsida, Vitales, Vitaceae.